AUAUUUGUUGCAAUAUCUAAAUCUACACUUUUGUACCUUCACACGAAACGUUUUGCACUUACUUUGUGAAAACAAAAGUGGUGCGUAACGACCUUGAGAAAAAUUCUUCCAAUGUCUUCGAGUGGCGCAGCGGUCGCUAAUCCAGCCCGACUGGCUCAUGACUGGCUUGCGAUCAUCGUGAAAAACAGCUGUGUAUCGCUCUCCCGCGCUCAAUAUCAGACAUCACAAGUUCUAAAGGUUGAUUGCGUUGCAUAAGGGCAUAAGUCUAGUUCGCCCAACCCAUUGCUUGCCUUGACUGCCCGAGGGGAUUCAGCGCUUCUUGACGCUCUUGGCAGAGCAACGGCAGCACUUCCGUGAGGACAAACCCCAUGGAAGCCAGGAGCUUUGGAAGUGAGCGCGAGUCAGCAUUCCGGCGGUGGUUCCUUCAAUGAUCCAGCUGGCGGCGGCCUCUCACUCACAGUCUAGUCAGGGCUGCAGCGUGCCGCACCCAGCCACCCGGUGUGCCAAGCCCACCUGUGCAGAGCGCCUCACGUGCAAGGGACCCCACCCAAGGCCAGAGCUUGGUCAGCACGCCUAUUGUUCCACACCCUUUCCUCAGAGUGAAGGUGCAUUGUACUUCUGCCUUGACUGUGACACAAACCAAUGUGAGGGCUGUGAGCUAGUGCUCCACCAGGAGUCGCGUUUCCGAGACCAUCGGCCCCGAGUCCCAGUGGUCGAGCCGGACCCUCAGCUGCUGUGCGUGGGCUUCAGUUGCCAGGGCGAAAAUCUUGCCGACAUCCACUGCCACACGUGCCAGCGCAGCCUCUGCUACGCCUGCGACUACCAGAUCCACCUGUUGCGCCGCAAGUUUGCCCACGUCAAGGUUCGCUUCCGCUACUACUUGGAGCGACAAGCAAAGUUGGCGGCAGCCGAGGUGGAGGUCGACGACGAGGAAGAGCAGUACCUGUCAGCCGAGCCUGACUGCAGCUCGUCCUAUGAGGACAGCAGCACCAACAUGAUGGCGCUGCAGUCUCUCAUUGAACCGGACAUUGUCAGCGGUACCUAUAGUGGGUGCAAGGCGCAACCGAUGCCCGCCAGCAUUCUGCUCGUGGAUGACAAGGAGGUGCUGCAGGUGUCAUCAGCGGCAGAUCUUGCUGCCCAGCUGGGCUGCGGCCCUGAGACACUCGUGAAGGUGGUCUCCAUCUUCGGCAACACGGGCGAAGGCAAAUCGCACACCCUGAACCACUCUUUCUACAAUGGGCAGCGGGUGUUUCAAACGUCACCGCAACAGGAGUCGUGCACCAUUGGUGUCUGGGCAGCACACUGUCCAGAGCAUGGCCUUCUUACCAUCGACACUGAGGGGUUGCUGGGGGUGGCUGAGAACCAGAACCAACGCACCAGACUUCUCCUCAAGGUGCUAGCUGUGUCGGACAUAGUGAUCUACCGCACCCGGGCAGAGCGCCUCACCACGGACCUGUUCACUUUUCUUGGGGAUGCUUCUCAAGCCUACGUUGGCCACUUCACGCGCGAGCUCAAGACACUCAAGGAUCGCUGCAACCUCUCUGGACCCAUCUCGGCACUGGGGCCUGCUGUCAUUGUCUUCCACGAGACAAUGCAUACCAGGCCUUUGGUUGGCAGUGAGGAUUCCCACUCUCCUGUUGAGGAACUGAAGAAGCGCUUCGGGCUGAGCAACCAGAGCUUCGAUGCCUUCAGCGACUUGCAGUACGUAGGCAUCCAGACAGUACGGUUGCCAACAUGCUUUGAUGGUUUGAGGGCCGCAGUGAAGAAGGUCAUGGACAACUCCUCAGUGCGCUCUGCAAGACCAGUGGAGGUCAUAUUCCAGGCGCUCAAACUUCUAAACGACAAGUUCAGCGGUGACAUUGAAAAAACUGUUGCAAGCCCAUUUCCUGACCAGUAUUUCACCUGCCCCAUUGUGUGCAUCGCUUGCGCAGCUCGGUGCAACAAGACCAUGAACCACCAAGACACUCACAGUUGCGAUGCCAAUUGCCAGUAUCAAUACCAGCUCGACAACCGGGUCCACCAGUGCAAGGACUGCUAUGAAAAGUCGGGCCGCAAGGUCAUUCUCACUCCUCAGACUGCUGCCAAGAAUGAUUCUGCCGUGGCUGCAUGGGUGAAGUUUGCGUGGUCAGGAUAUGUGCUUGAGUGUCCCAGCUGCGGUGUCAUCUACCAGAGCCGCCAGUACUGGUAUGGCAACAGGAACCCCGACGAGACAGUGACCAGGGUCGAAAUAGUGCACGUCUGGCCUGGUGACAAGUCAACACAGGAGCCCAGCAUCACUGCGCAGAGGGUUCUCGAUGGGCUGCAGACCAUCACGGAGACAGUCGCGACGUACAGUGCACGACCAACACGCACCAUGUCUGACUGGAUAAAUGACCAGAUUGCACCUUCGUACUGGGUCCCCAACUACAAGAUUCAGGCUUGCCACAAGUGCAAAAGCAAAUUUCCUCCUGAAGAGAAGAAACACCACUGUCGUGCCUGUGGUAAUGGCUUCUGUGAAGGCUGCUCGUCCAAGAAGCGACCUGUGCCAGAACGUGGUUGGGGCACAGACCCUGUGAGAGUCUGCGACAGCUGCUUUGAUAAAGAAAGUGACCAAGCAGCCACGGCAUCUCCAGAAGAAGGAAGUGAGUCUGAACUCACAGCCCGUAAAGUGGGGGAGGCAAUUCGUAGCACGCUUGGCGCUGUUGCAUCUGCCAUGGAGUACCCCCUCGGAUCUGUUCUAGGUUUGAUAAAGGACACGGCCCGACCUACCUACUGGGAGCCAGACCAUGAGCUGACCGAGUGCGCCAUCUGCAGUGAAAAAUUUGGUCCACGCAAUACGAUCCAUCAUUGCCGUAGUUGCGGACGGGGCGUCUGCAACGACUGCUCAAUGGCUCGCCGGCCUGUCAUCUCCCGUGGCUGGGAAAGUGCAGUCCGUGUGUGUAAGGAGUGCGAUGAACGACUGGAGCUGUGAUAAGUACCGCACCAGUGUAGUGCACAGGACCAUAAAAAGGUGAUGACACUGUAUUCUAAGGGACACCAUGGUGCUGUGCAAGUGUAGUGCAGUGUAAUGUUUGAGCUUAGUUCUAGUUGUGUCCUGAAGAAGUGACCAUCACAGACUUGUGGGCUUCAGUGGUUUACAUGGUCAUGAAUUGCUCGCAAGGUGUGAUACUGUAUAAAUUUGUUCUCAUGCAGGCUGGUUGCGAUUGUGGAUAGAUGGGUGUUAGCCCCAAACUGGCAUCAUAGCAAAAGCAUAAACUUUGUUCUAGUGUACAGUGGAGAGACUAAGUGAUCAUGGUUAGGCUUGGGUGCAAUAGAAGAAUGCAUUAUAUUCAAGUGAUCUUUGGAUAUUGUACAGAAGUCUUACUCAAAUAUGAGCUUUUAUAAACAUGAUGACAGUGUCCUGCCCUGCGCAUGAAAUGCUGAGUCUUUUGUGCCAUGGUAUGCAACCGUGACAUGGAUAGGCAGAGCUGCAUUCCGAUUUUUAUUUCUAAGCUGCUGCUGUCCAUUUUAUUUCAUUCUGGAGAGUUAUUCGUAUAUGCAUACAGCUAUUGGAAGUUGUCCGAAGUGUGGUCGUGGUGCAUAUUUAGCAGGAUUUUAAUAUAAUGACUCGAUUUGUAGUCGGAAGUGACUGUGAUUAGCAGUGUUCACGAGAAAUGGAGGCACUAUUUUAUGGAGGUGGGUUGAACGACGUUUAUGUCCUGAAUUCAGUUACAGUGUUACUUCUUUUCUUGGUGUGCUCAUAGCAGCAUCUUUUCGUCACAUGAUUUAUUAAGAGAAUAUGAUGCACACACAGAUCUUUUAGAAAUGUAACACUACUGAGAACAUAUUUAGCACAAUGCAGUUUUCUCAUGCAACCAUGAGUUCAGGGACGCUUGCUACUAUAGAUUCAUCUCCAAACGAUGAUCGAUUGUACAUCAGACCCUAUUGAAAAUUUUAGUUAUACACUAGAAGUUGUAAAACGUCAUAUGAAAUUGCUGAAACAAUUUUUCAGAACCAUUUAUUAUUGAAGGAGAUAAGAAAUAAAAUGCCCAGUUACCAUACCACCAGGAGUCAAGCGCGACUGUCAACAGAUACUCUCUCCUUCUGCCUUGAGUAGCGACUGCAAGCAACGUUUCUUCCCCGCCUUCUCUCGUACUAGAGCCAAGGGACCGCAUCAGGUUCACAUGGCAUGUGAACCUGCAGUGAAGCAAAUGAACCCUCCCCCUUUUUUCCCCCUGAACGGUGCAUUUCCGGUGGCGGAGUUGUGCAUUCCGCAUUGGAUGAUUUACCCAAGUGACGUGUCAUAGUGAGUGAUGUUGCUAGGACUGCGAUUUACGUCGCGGCAUUUCUGCGAGUUACCUCGACUCUGGCUGGCUGUGGUACUUCCUUGAGAGGGAGGAUGUACGGUGUAUGGCUUGAAAAUGUCAGCUGUUUCUGUGGGCAUGCAGUACUGUGAAACAUUGCAGAGGUGAUAGUCAGCGGGUGAAGUGUGUGCUGUGCUUGUCUGUAUACGAUGGCCAAACCUGGUCAAGGGCACUUUAAUGUGAGACCAUCAAGUUUGAAAGUUUUUUUCUUCUUGAGUACUUCAUUGUGUAAAUUUCUUGUCACUUUUCAAAAAUUUAUCAGAAAGUAAUCAAACUAAUGAAGAUUACUAAGCUCACAAAUGCUCACUUGAGGUUUCCCUGUAGGCAUAUCAGUAUUGAGAUGCGUCAGGCACACAUCUACUUCACCUCUUCAGUCUUUCUUGAGGAGCCAAAAAUUCGUGCCCAUUGUUUGCUCUUACACAUUUUUCUGCAUUCUUUUGUAGUUUUAGUAGUAGCUUCUUGAAAUCGGAACAGUCGUUAACAAUAUAUUACAGCGCAGGUAUUACAUUUGCUUCUAAAUGCCAUACUGGCUUUCAUUAUAUAUUUGAUACAUGUGUUACUGAAUUUGUUGUGCAUUCCAAUGUUCUUUGCUAUAUGUACCAUGUGUUUUGAUAGUACUUUGUGAUGUUUUGAUAGCACCUGAUGUGAUGUGCAUGUUUUUGCUCAUCUAGUGCAGUCAUGUGUAGCAACAGAAGGCUUUUACACACUUGCGUACCAACCAAAUUGGUUUAUUGUAUGUAUUCACAAGCUUGUGUAUACACAGUAAUUGCUCAUAUACUGAAGAACAAAUUUUCGUGCUUGCUUUCUGAGCUUAAGAUCUGCCAUUGGCAAAUUUGUUUGUGGCUUUUACAUGCAAAAGGAAAUAGCUGUGUAGGGCAGUUUCAUGCACCAACAUGUUUAUGUGGGUUACUGUUUCAGAGAACCUUUUGUAGGUCUUUUCUUCAUACCUGAAAAAGCUUCUGUACCAAAUGUUUGUUAACUUGGCCUAUAACUAAUGCAGAAUCGAGCUUGCCGGCUACACUGUCAAGUGGCAGUCAGUCAUCAUCAUUUACUUAUAUUCACUGGAGCUCAAAUAGCCUAUCAAUCUCUCAAAAUUGGAGGGCGAUUACAUUGUUGCCAGUACUUCCAUAGUUUGACAGCCGGCAUAGGCAUGUCAUUGAGACAGCAUAGGUGUUUAGUAGUGUCUAGGCAGUGCCAACACUGGCAGGAAAUGGGUCUCAAAAUGAAUGCAGUCUGUUCUAAGCAGUAUGCUGCAGACACGUUUGAGGACAGGAAAAGUGCAACAACCUGAAAUCAUUUGAUGAGGGCACAGGAACGCGUGCUGAUGUUCGGAAAUUGCAGACGACCAAAUAUGCUUGGCUUGUCUGCAACUAGACCAACGCAAAUACGCUUCUAUAAGCCCGCUACAGUGGCUUACAGCCUUUUGAUACAUGGCGCAAGUUUGCAGGUUGAUUUCCUUGACACCUCAGCCACAUUUCAAUGGAAACUUGUAGUGAGCAUUGAGUGCAUGUUAAAGAAGCCCAGGUAGUCAAAAUGAAUCCAAAUCUCAUCACCAAAGUACAGGUCCCUCGUGGCCCCUAGUUUGCUUUGAGACUUUAAACCCAGCCAAUCAUAGAUGCAUGUAUGGUCACAUUACAGGAGGAUGAAUUAAUGACAAUAGAAUGUUAUAACAUAGCGUUAUCAUCUUAAUAAUGUUGUCUGCCGCGACUGCAUACAUGUAGGGAGUUUACCAUGGCAGUUGCUGCCGGUUACCAUGACAUGUGUGGCAUCAAUCAGGCUACUUGCUUCAAUCCUAAUUCACCCUCGCUACUUGCUCUUCUUCAUGACAAAAAAAGAAGUAAUUGGUGCAAACAACCCUAGCUUAGUCUCAUCUCGUGCUGUGAUGACAGUGUUAGCAUAGUUUUGUCAUUAUUAAGAUCAGCUGUUUGCUAUGAUGCUAGUAGUCCUAAGAAAAAUGUAAUUGAGCCACGAAAGUGUUCCGAUUUCCGCUAGAUCGCGCCACAGCAUAUCUUGGCUGGAGUUGUGCCAGAUUUUUUCCCUUUUGUUGCUGAGUUACCUACACUCUGUCCUGGUAAGCUUGCUGGAGAGUAGCGACAAAUACAGACGGCUCUGUAACCUCCCUACAUGUGCAGUCAUAGCAAAUGGUAAUGGUAUAACAGCAACACUAGGCUAAAACACCCUCGCUGUCCAACAAACGAAAACUAAUUUCUCAUCGCUGGCCUAUAAAAUAGCAAAUCGUGCUUGUGUAUUUUGGUCGCAAAUUUGUCGUGAACAACGUAAACUUAGGCUUCACAUUUUUUUCUCUGUUCGUGUGUGUCAAUUGGCAGGGCUUCCUGGCACAUGUUUAAGUGUACAAACAUAGUGCCAUGUAUGGUAUGCACUACAGUUUCAUGCUUGGUAAUGGCACAACCCAACCACUUUUUUUUUUUCUCUUUCUCUUUACAGACAUUCUCAAUUACCCAAUCAUCAGGUGGUCAUGCAUUUUCAAUUAUUUUACUUCACUUUGUGCUUAAUGUGCCGUGCUGUGAAAGCAGCACAAGAAUUUCGGUCAUCUAAAUAUAUUAUUCCACGAAUUUCAUGGUCAAGUAGUUUAGAAACCCAACACUGAAUCAAAAGGGCAUGAAGUUUGUCAAUUUAGCUCUUUUAUUGGACAGCAACUUAAAAAUUUCUUCCAAGCGAACUUUCUGCCAUGUCCUUUGAACAUUGUAAUGGAGAUUAGUGAGAUGGCCCAUUGAGAAGCACAGGCAGCUGACAGGCAGUCUGUGAACAGCCUUUCCUGCAUGCCAACAGCAUUGAAUUCUCACUUCCUCGCAGUCGCACGCGCUCCUGGCAUUCCUCGUCACACGAAGUCUGUCAAUGUCAUCUCGUUUCCUGUUGUUAUGUUGGCCAUUGCAACUUUUUGUCUUCUGAUUGCAAUCAACUGUGCUCAUGCUCUUGCCUCAUUUCGAGCUGGCUUUUCUAUGUCAAUUGCAUGUUAAUGUGUACAACACAUCAAGCAGAACUAUUAUUUCUUUUCUAACCUGAUAGCGUAGAUGUCAUCUUCCUCAAGAGCAACAGGAACACCUGUUGAGCCCUCCCUGCUGUGCAGGACAGCAGUUAUGAAAUGCUUCUGUGAAAAGAUCAUGGAAUACAUUUUAACACACUUAGGCUCCAUCUACACAAGAACUCCUUAUCAUAUUCCUAAUCUAAUCUAUGGUAUUAUGUUAAAGGACUAACUGCUCAGAGUAAAUAAUAAUAAAAUACUAAUUUUCUCAGAACAUGUCAUGAGAUCUUGGUGGAAUAAAACGCACUAUUUACAGUAAUUGAACCAAAUGUGUUGGUCAUGACUUAUAGAAAAUAUUACUGUUUAAAAUCGGCACUGAAAGUCGCGAAAAAUGGUAUGUGGCAAUGCUCUACGGUGAAACCGAUACUAGCAUUUGCAGAUCUACCACGUUAUCGCAGACUACUGCGCAUCCUAUGUAAAACUGAUGUGUUGUUUCUGAAAAUAAGGUUUGGCUCAAUAGAACGUGACUUGUGCAUGACUGAAGCAAUUCGACAGGAAACCACAAAACCAUCUGGCUAUUUAUGCAUCAACAUUUAUUUGAUAAGAUUAAUUUCUUUCUGUAGGGCUGCACUUGUCUGCUUCCCACCAAUGCUGGCGUACAAUCGUAAUCACACUCGCCUGUCACCGUUUCCAGCAUUGGACUGCAUAAAGAUGAUCGCAACUACAGAAAAUUCUGAUAAAUGUUCCACUUUGCCCUUGUAGCAUUGGACACUGACUCGCAUGCAUUCCACUGCACUAGAAAAAAAGAGAGAGAGACAGAUAGAAAAUAGGCGCCGUAAAACUUGGUUGUUUAGGUAUUUCUUUAGCAGAUGGCAUAUUAUUAUUAAUGCUUAGCCUUUUUUUUUUCUGUAGCAUCUGACACUGCUUUUUCACAAAUGUGAGCCAUGCACAAGGUUGCUCUAGCUUCCACAGUGUUGCAUAUUAACUGUAAAAUGAAGUAUAGGUAUUACUAGAACAGGCAUUGUCAGAAACUGCAGAACCUCAUUAAUAUGUUUUAUGUCUUCUCAAUUUUGUCGCAGCAGCAGCCUUGUUUGCGUGAAAACAAUGUUCAUAUUACUUUUUCCCUGCUACUAGGUUGUGUUGCUGCUUACUGACAUUCUCCUGUAGUUGCUAGAUUGCCAGCAAGAUUUUAUCUAAGUUGUAAUAUAAUGAGCAUUGGGUGCUUUGAUAAAUGAAGCUAUGCUAUAUUUUUUAAAGACAUUAUGCAGUUAAGUGCUGCCCAAUAUUGGUGUUUUGAUUGUAAGUGGAAAUAGUGUUAUGUUGUAUAUGUGUACAUCAUAUGUUACAAGCAUGUAUGCUUCCCCCCCCUUUUUUUUUUAAAGGCCAUGGGCAUCCUCAUUGAAUAGUAUCAUGCACACAUACUUUUUAGUACACAUUUUUCAUAAAUGUUAUAGUGAUGCCUGCUGCACCUCAUCUAAGGGCUGAGAAGAUUUUAAUUUGUGCUUUAACGUUGUGCUGAUUGUCGACUCUCCAGAAAGAUGAACCACAUCUUAUUGUCAUCCUAUUAAAACGCCAAGGCAGAGUGCCACCACAAAA
Messenger RNA from Dermacentor andersoni, 8901 nucleotides. RefSeq names its product zinc finger FYVE domain-containing protein 1-like. Lineage: Eukaryota; Metazoa; Arthropoda; Arachnida; Ixodida; Ixodidae. The record is from RefSeq and is a predicted model, not a curated record. Gene Ontology annotation, biological process: lipid droplet formation. Gene Ontology annotation, molecular function: metal ion binding; 1-phosphatidylinositol binding; phosphatidylinositol-3-phosphate binding. Gene Ontology annotation, cellular component: lipid droplet.